AUGGCGGCACCGUUUGACACGUCUAAGAAUGUCGCGGAGUCCAUCGAUCAGCUUAUCGGCCACACGCCGGCAUUGUACCUCAACAAGCUGAACCAUACCAAGGCAAAGAUUGUACUCAAGAUGGAAUGCGAGAACCCGAUGUCGUCUGUGAAGGAUCGCCUCGCCCUCGCCAUCUACGAUAAAGCGGAGAAGGAGGGCAAGCUAAUUCGUGGCAAAUCUAUUGUGGUCGAGUCGACUAGUGGUAACACAGGCGUGGCACUCGCGCACUUGGGUGCGAUUCGUGGCUACAAAGUCAUUAUUACCAUGCCCGAAUCCAUGUCUCUCGAGCGCCGCUGUCUGCUGCGUAUCUUUGGAGCCGAGGUGAUCCUCACCCCCGCCGCUCUCGGCAUGAAGGGUGCCAUGGCGAUGGCAAAGAAGAUCGUCGCUGCUAACCCAAACGCUGUCUUGGCAGAACAGUUCGCAACCAAGUACAACGCCCUUAUGCACGAGGAAACUACAGGACCUGAGAUUUGGGAUCAGACGCAUCAUAGUGUCGACUGCUUCAUCGCCGGCGUUGGAACAGGUGGCACGCUCACGGGUGUGGCGCGUGCACUCAAGAAGGUCGGCAGCCAUGCCCGCAUCAUUGCCGUGGAGCCAGUGGAGUCACCCGUGCUGUCGGGUGGAAAACCGGGUCCGCACAAGAUUCAGGGCAUCGGUGCCGGCUUUGUGCCGGCCGUGCUCGACCGCAGCCUUAUCGACGAGGUGUUUUGCGUAUCGGGAGACGACGCCAUUGAGACAGCGCUGAAGCUCACGCGCAGCGAUGGGGUGUGCUGCGGCUUCUCUGGCGGCGCUAACGUGUACGCGGCGCUGAGGAUUGCGGAGCGUCCUGAGAUGGAGGGCAAGACGAUCGUGACGGUCAUCCCGUCCUUCGGUGAGCGCUACCUGUCCACCGUGCUGUACAAGAACGUGAGGGAUGAAGUGUCGUCUCUGCCCGUGGUCGAUGCCUCGGAGCUGCAGGACUGA
Messenger RNA from Leishmania braziliensis MHOM/BR/75/M2904, 1002 nucleotides. Its product is annotated as cysteine synthase. Bases 1 to 1002 code for a protein of 333 amino acids. Gene Ontology annotation, molecular function: cysteine synthase activity. NCBI's taxonomy places the organism in Eukaryota, Euglenozoa, Kinetoplastea, Trypanosomatida, Trypanosomatidae. The record is from RefSeq and is a predicted model, not a curated record. Gene Ontology annotation, cellular component: cytoplasm. The transcript has a single exon.